AUGAUUCAAGUGUUAUUCUUACUCUAUCUUGCUGUGGCUGUUCUCGCCAAAGAGGCUGUUCAAGUCCUUCAAUUCGAUAACUUCGGAUAUUCGGGAGCUUAUUCACGAGUGAGUAAACUUAAUGACAUUUACAAAGACUCAUGCUCAUGUGAAGUUGAUUCAGAUCAAGUGACAUUUUCGGGUCCAAAUACUCCAUUGAAUGAAGAGGUCUCGGUUCAUUUUAGAGGUCCAUUGAUUUUGAACAAGUUUGGAUCAUACGUUUCAAAUGGGUUUACGCUUGGUGAUGACUCUUCGGGAGAUUGGACUAGACUCAGUUACUAUGAUGCAUCGAGUGGUACUGCUGAUAAUGUCACCUUUUUAACUCGUGCUGGUAAAAAUUCUUCGUGUUUGGGUUUUGGAUUGACUUAUGCUAGUGAUAAUGGAACUGGUGCUGCAGAUUCACCAACGGUUUUGGCUGAAGAUACUUUGAUCAACUCCAAUGAUGAAUAUGUAAUCUUUUCCAACAUAAGUUGUGAGGAUUCAGGAUUGGAUAAGGAUUGUGGAGUUUAUAGAUCAGAUAUACCGGCAUACCACGGUUUUUACGGAACCACCAAGAUGUUUUUAUUUGAGUUUAAGAUGCCAAAUGAAACCAAAACAUCAACCAAAAUUUCCAACUACAAUAUGCCAGCCAUUUGGUUAUUGAAUGCUCAGAUUCCAAGAACCGCUCAAUACUCAAUGAAUGUCAAUUGUUCUUGUUGGAGAAGUGGAUGUGGUGAAUUUGAUAUUUUUGAAGUGAUGAACACCACUGAAUAUCUUCAUUUGUAUUCCACAAUUCACGAUUAUCAAGGUACUGAUGAUAUUGAAAGUGGUAUAGCAAUCAGCUCUUACAUUGAACGUGACUUGACUGGAACCAUGGUUGGUGGUGUUGUUUUUGAUUCCAAUGGUGAUGUGUCUGUUUGGGUAAGUAACUCAACUUCAUUUGAUGAAGCUGUUGCGGCAUCAGAUGUGAAUCUGUGGUCAAACAAGGAUAGUUCCGCUGCCGCUACUACUACUUUGAGCUCUGUGUCAUUGGCUUUGACUACGGCUUCAGGCAGUUCAAGUAGUAAGAAAGGUGAAGGUUUCGCUUACAAACCUUCGGCAUUGCUCAAUUUACUUGCGGCUGGUUUGGUAUAUUUGAUUUAA
Lodderomyces parapsilosis is the source of this 1161-nucleotide messenger RNA. RefSeq names its product Pga52p (gene PGA52). The record is from RefSeq and is a predicted model, not a curated record. Lineage: Eukaryota; Fungi; Ascomycota; Pichiomycetes; Serinales; Debaryomycetaceae. The transcript has a single exon. Bases 1 to 1161 code for a protein of 386 amino acids. Gene Ontology annotation, cellular component: fungal-type cell wall.